Molecule: messenger RNA, 461 nt
Organism: Strongylus vulgaris
Lineage: Eukaryota; Metazoa; Nematoda; Chromadorea; Rhabditida; Strongylidae
Source: the annotation of a GenBank genome assembly
AUGAAGGCACUGGAUCGAGCGCCUGCUAAAAAGUUGGAUAUUUUGAUUCAUGCAAUUCACAACGGCGAUGAAAGCAUGAUAAUUGACAACCGCAAACGACUAGGUUACCAGCUGCGAAUGUUCACAGCUCGUUGCUUUCCUCCAAAACCAAGCAACAAAGCCAAGCCUCUUACUGCAGGUUGCUCCCCACCCCGGCCAAGUGGCUCUUCUGAGCCUGACUAUGGAAAUCUCCACUCUGAAUCAGCAAGUCAGAUUUUGCAAUCAUUCAUCGGAGCAAGUGGCAGCAGCCAAAUCUCUGUUCCUAAGGAGGAGCCCGACAUGGAUCAUGACGAGAUUUUGCAAUCAUUCAUUGGAGCAAGUGGCAGCAACCAAAUCUCUGUUCCUAAAGAGGAGCCUGACAUGGAUCAUGACGAGGUUGGAUUGCUAUAUAUUUCGCUAUUCCACGCAAUACCGCCUUGAAA